GAUCUGCCAGAUGCUUGAGAUUCACAACUGUGCAAAAUAGAAAUCUGCUUGAAAUAUUCAUUUGACACCAUGAGUGACCUGUCAGAUGAAUUACUAAAGAACCUUCUGCUUAAACUGGAGUGCCAUUUCACAUGGACUUAUUUCAAAGACGAGACGGAUAUUGACAAUAUAGAAGACAGGCUUCAUGAUCAAAUCACAUUUUUACCUUCUAUACCCAGACAUAGGCUCCAUAAUUUAUUGGCCUAUACAAAUUAUUUGAAAGGAGGAACGGAAGUAGCAAUUACACAGCUUCAGAAAGCAGAAGAACACCUGCAAGGAACACAGUCUGCUGAUCUGGAUAUCAAAAGAGCUGUGACCUACAGUAAUUAUGCCUGGCUGUACUACCAUUCAAACGAGUUUAGCAAAGCUCAGUCUUACUUAGAAAAAGUGGAAGCCAUUUACAAGAAAUUUGAAUCCUCUCCACAACAUGAUAUUCUUCUUACUGAGAUAUAUGGAGAACAGGCCUGGGCUCUGUUAACAUUUUAUGGGAAGUUCGGUGAAAGAGCUAAAGAGUGUUUUGAGAAAGCGCUAGUGCUAGAUCCAGACAAUCCUGAGCUCAAUUCAGGAUAUGCCACAGUCAUGUAUCGCUUAGAAAGUCAAGAUUUAAUGAAGUAUGGCACAAGUAAAUAUAAAUCUUUAGAACUUUUGAAACGUGUUGUGGCAUUAAAUGAAAGUGAUACUGUGAUUAAGGCUUAUCUUGCCCUGAAAUAUCAAGAUUUGGGCCAAGCUGAGGAAGGAAAAAAGAUUAUGGAGGAGGCUCUUAAACAAACUCCAGACUCACCAUAUUUACUUCGAUAUGCUGCCAAAUUUUACAGAAGAGAGGGAAAGAUUGAUGAAGCUAUUACUAUUUUAAAAAAAGCCCUAAACCAAACUCCCAAUUCAAGUUCUCUUCACUACCAUAUUGGGCUUUGUUACAAACAUAAGGUGAAACAGUUAAAAAAAGCUGCAAGGACAUGUUAUCAGCCUACCAAUGACCAUACAAGAAACAUAAGCAAAGCAAUUUCUUCUGCUAUCUUUCAUUUUGAAAAAGCUAUUGAAUUUGAAGAAAUAUUUGUUAAUGCAUAUACUGAUUUGGCUGAUAUGUACGCUAAAGGAAAACAUUUUGAAAAAGCUGAAGAUAUACUUAAGAAAGCGCUAAACCUGAGAAAUCUAACAUGCGAAGACAAACAAGAGAUUCACUUUGGUUAUGCUCUUUUUAAGGAACAAGCAGUUAGAUCUGAAUCUGAAGCCAUAAGGCAUUACAAGGAAGUAUUACUGAUACCAAAUAACACAAAGACAAGAUCUUUUUCCAAAACGAAUUUGGAAAAGUUGGCUAAAGUGAAAAUAAGCAAAGAACCAUCAAGUGCAACUGGAUUUGGAUUGUUAGGGUUCAUUCAUCAGCAAGAGGGAGAAAUUGACCAAGCAAUUGAUUACUAUAAGAAGGCACUGGAACUGGAUCCAGAUAAUGAGGAUUAUUUGAGCGCAUUGCAUGACAUGAGACUCAAUUUAAGCACAGACUGAAGAUAAAAUUAGAUGUUGAAUGCCCUUAUAAGCCUCCCCAGACCAUAUGCAGUAGUUUGAAUGUACCACAAGUAGAGAUGCACCGAAUCCACUAUU
This is a messenger RNA of Xenopus laevis (African clawed frog), 1635 nucleotides long. Its product is annotated as interferon-induced protein with tetratricopeptide repeats 5. NCBI's taxonomy places the organism in Eukaryota, Metazoa, Chordata, Amphibia, Anura, Pipidae. The transcript is spliced from 2 exons. The record is from RefSeq and is a predicted model, not a curated record. The coding region runs from base 70 to 1539 and encodes 489 amino acids.